This is a messenger RNA of Anolis carolinensis (green anole), 5076 nucleotides long. It is a transcript of the gene tom1l2, whose product is annotated as target of myb1 like 2 membrane trafficking protein. Gene Ontology annotation, molecular function: phosphatidylinositol binding; ubiquitin binding; clathrin binding. The transcript has 16 exons. The record is from RefSeq and is a predicted model, not a curated record. Gene Ontology annotation, cellular component: membrane; endosome. Lineage: Eukaryota; Metazoa; Chordata; Lepidosauria; Squamata; Anolidae. Gene Ontology annotation, biological process: signal transduction. The coding region runs from base 105 to 1694 and encodes 529 amino acids.
UGAGACGACGGCGGUGAUGCUUGGCUGGCGGAGCUGUCAGUUGGACGAAGGAGGCGGGACGGAGAGUGAGGAACGGAGAGGCCGGGGUUUGUUGUCAUCCCAAGAUGGAGUUUCUGCUGGGGAACCCCUUCAGCACCCCGGUGGGGCAGAACCUGGAAAAGGCCACGGAUGGCUCCCUCCAGAGCGAAGACUGGACCCUGAACAUGGAAAUAUGUGACAUCAUCAAUGAGACAGAAGAAGGCCCGAAGGAUGCCAUCCGAGCGCUUAAGAAGAGGUUGAAUGGAAACAAAAACUACAGAGAAGUGAUGCUAGCUUUAACGGUCCUGGAGACCUGCGUGAAGAACUGCGGCCACCGCUUCCACGUCCUCGUCGCCAGCCGCGACUUCAUCGAUGGCGUCCUUGUCAAAAUCAUCUCCCCCAAGAACAACCCUCCGACCAUCGUCCAGGACAAAGUACUCGCACUCAUACAGGCUUGGGCCGACGCGUUCAGGAGCAGCCCCGACUUGACCGGAGUCGUUCACAUCUACGAAGAGCUCAAAAGGAAAGGAGUGGAGUUUCCCAUGGCGGAUCUCGACGCUUUGUCCCCCAUCCACACCCCGCAGAGAAGCGUUCCCGAAGUCGACCCAGCCACCAACAUGAACCGGUCCCAGUCCCAUCAGAGGGUGGGCUCCGGUUCCUUCUCUCCCUCCCCGACGGCUUUCUCAGCGCCACAGGCUCCGGCUUUGAACGUCGCCAGCCCCAUCACUGCAAACACAGAGCAGAUCGCACGGCUCCGCAGCGAACUGGACGUGGUGCGUGGGAACACGAAAGUCAUGUCGGAGAUGCUCACGGAAAUGGUCCCGGGGCAGGAAGACUCAUCGGACCUUGAACUGCUGCAGGAGCUGAACCGGACUUGUCGAGCCAUGCAGCAGCGGAUUGUGGAACUGAUCUCCCGCGUGUCCAAUGAGGAAGUCACAGAAGAGCUGCUCCACGUAAACGACGACUUGAACAACGUCUUCCUCCGAUACGAGAGGUUUGAACGGUAUCGGUUGGGGCGGUCUACACAGAACGCCAGCAACGGGGUUCUCAGCGAGGUGACCGAAGACAACUUGAUAGACCUGGGGCCCGGCUCUCCUGCGGUGGUCAGCCCCAUGGUUGGGAAUACAGCUCCUGCCGCCACGCUUUCUUCCCAACUGGCUGGAAUCGAUUUGGGUGCAAACAGUGUUAGCGGGACGCUCAGCUCCCUCCCGCAGCCCAAUCCCCGUGACGACUUUGACAUGUUUGCACAGACGAGGGGUGGCGGCACCUUAGCAGAUCAACGCAAGACGGUGACCUAUGAAGAUCCCAAGGCCGUCAAAGGUCUGGCGUCUGCCUUGGAUGUCCGGAAACAGACUACGGCAGGGAGGAGAGGUAAAGGUGGGAGCUCAGACAUGGAGCCCAUAGACAAGUGGCUAAUGACCCAAGGAAUGAUUCCAGUCGCGCAAUCCUCUGUCAUGGAUGACAUUGAGGAGUGGCUCAGUACCGACGUGAAAGGCGACGAGCUGGAAGAAGGGGUGACGAGCGAAGAGUUUGACAAGUUUUUGGAGGAGCGGGCCAAGGCUGCCGAAAGGGUCCCCGACUUGCCCUCGCCGCCCCAGGAGGAGCCCGCGGCCCCCGCCAUGAACCCCAACAAGAAGAAACCCGAACGUUCGGAAGACGCCCUCUUUGCCCUGUGAGGAUGCAAGGCAAACACUCCUUCGCCCCGUUCGCCUUCGUGGCAAACUCCCCGGUCUCCCAGGUGCCCAAAUAAGCUAACUUUUUGUACGAGACCGACGUCUCGGUCCGGUUUCGUCCCUCCUGCGGCCGCUUCCCAUCCCUCGCCUCCAGGUCAACGAAUAUCGGGGUUUUCCUUGGUCCUUUCCUUGGUUUUCUUUGAGAUGCAUGAGUGCUAUUAUUGCCUCCUAAAUACUUGUCACUAGAUUCGGAGUGGAUUUUUGGAGUUUUACGUUGUGGUGCCUCUCGGGAGCCGAUCCGAAGCACACAGAUUUUCCCAAUACUAUUUUCCCAAUUUCCACCACAAAAAAACUGCAUUGCACAUCUCACCUACUAUUUUAAAUCAAGGUUCCCUUUGCCGUUCUCAUUCAUACGCUUCGGCUCAAAGUUGUCCAGUUUGGAGGAAAGGCAGUUUUUUUUAUAACUGUGUUGUUGAAGGCUUUCAUGGCCAGAAUCACAGGGUUGUUGUGUGUUUUCUGGGCUGUAUGGCCAUGUUCCAGAAGCAUUCUCUCCUGACGUUUCACCCACAUCUAUAUGGCAGAGGUUGCGAGGUAUAUCCAGCUCCCUCAUAGGAAUUCAUGGCUUGCAGACCCUUGAACAAUACACCUCACAACCUCUGAGGAUGCCUGCCAUAGAUGUGGGCAAAACGUCAGGAGAGAAUGCUUCUGGAACAUAGCCAUACAGCCCAGAAAACACACAACAACUCUAUUAUUAUUUGCCAGUUUUGCCAAAUGUUGAAAUGGCUUGAUUGGUUUACCGAUAAGAUGACCAUAUGAGCAUCAGUUUCGGAGCGGAUUCUCCAAUCUGUAUUCGUUGAGUCUUAGCAAACGCACCACUUUCGCCUCCUGGGUUCCAUGCGGAGAGAUUCUGGGAGUUGUAGUUCGCCUUCUUGAGAAAACUACAACUCCCAAGACUCCAGAUAGCACUGAGAAAUUGAGGAGGUAUCAAACUGCAUCAGUUCUACAGUGUAGGUGCAAUGCAUUGCAUCGGAAACACUUGGAAUCGAUAUUUUCGGACUACAACUCCCAAAAUUGGAGAGAAUCCCGGCAUGGGUCAUUAAAAUAAUACUAAUAAUUCCCCAGGUAAUGUAGCGUGGGAAUCUAUAUAAUGUUAAAAAAUACUGUUUUUGUAGUAAGAAGGGUUAAUGGCACUAAAUUAAGGCACUAAUGAGACUUUUUCCGUUGUGUGGUUUGCAAGCGUCGGGUCGCAUUGGGUUCCCGAGCUCUAAGGGAAAUCUGUUUUUUUCUUCUUCCUUUUGCUUCCUUUUAAUGCCUCGGUCCAAAUCGGGGCAGAAAACAUUGAAUUCUUUAUAGAUUCCGUACUAUAUUAACAAGUCCAUCUUCCACCUUUUCUUUCCUGAUCUUUUUAUCGGCUGCAAUGGCGAAAUCUGUUACAAAUCCUGACUGUUUGCACUACUUUCUGAGCGAAAAGAGGAAAAAUGAGCGCAUUGAAUUCAAGCCAAUUCACUUGGAAAGAGAAGGAAGCCCUGCCUUGUCUUUCCAGGGCGUUGGACUACAACUCCCAUCAUGUGCUUUUAGUCCAAACUAUAUCCUGGUUCAAGGAAGAUGCUCAUGGUUUGCAAUUUUCCUCAUUUUGGGAGGAAAAAAAUACUUUAUAGUUGUGAAUUACAACUUCCAACAGGAAUGCUGGGAGUUGUAGUCCAACCACAUUAAAAAGGGCCCCAAUUGAUUCAGAGGUCGAUUUUUAGUUCCUGAUAUUACAAAUCUUAUGUAUUUCAAUCUGAAAAUAUCUUGGGUUGUUGUGAGUUUUCCGGGCUGUCUGGCCAUGUUCCAGUAGCAUUCUCUCCUGAAGUUUCAUGCUUCUGGAACAAGGCCAUACAGCCCGGAAAACUCACAGCGACCCAUUAAUUUAAUUUAUUUUUAAAAACUCCUAGCUAAAACUGCCCAUUUCCCAAAUUUAAUUUUUAUUGUAAUGUAAUGUAAACUUUUAUUACGGUCAAUGACCAGCUCAUAAUAUUUAUUGAAUUUUUUUAAAUACAGUUUUAGUCCAACCUAUAUCCUGGUUCAAGGAAGAUGCUCAUGAUUUGCAAUUUUCCUCAUUUUUGACGGAAAAAAAUAUGUUUUCGUUGUGAAUUACAACUUCCAACAGGUAGGCCUUUAGCCAGGAAUGCUGGGAGUUGUAGUCCAACCACAUUAAAAAAGGCCCCAAUUGAUUCAGGGGUCGAUUUUUAGUUCCUGAUAUUUUCAAUCUGAAAAUAUCUUGGGUUGCUGUGAGUUUUCCGGGCUGUCUGACCAUGCUCCAGUAGCAUUCUCUCCUGACGUUUCAUGCUCCUGGAACAAGGCCAUACAGCCCGGAAAACUCACAGCAACCCAUUAAUUUAAAUUACUUUUUAAAAACUCCUAGCUAAAACUACCCACUUCCCAAAUUUAAUUUUUAUUGUAAUGUAAUGUAAACUUUUAUUACGGUCAAUGACCAGCUCAUAAUAUUUAUUGAGUUUUUUAAAAAUACAGCUUCAAUCCCUUGAUGGUUUUUCUAGAUGAGGGUGAACUACAAAUCCCAGCAUUCCUUACCGCUGACUGUGGUUCGGAGUCCGAAAUAAAGUGAAGUUUUAUGAACAAGAGAGAGAGAGAGAGGAAAAAUUGCAAAAACCAGGCACGGCUUUCAUGAACCAGGAAUUGAAAAAAAAAAGCUCAUUAUGGGAGUUGUAGUCCUCCGAUGGGACUUAUAGUUCUCUAAUGGAUAUCUGUAUUGGACGUAUAGUUCUCUAAUGGCUCUCUUGGGUAUUAUGGUACUUAAAACCAUUUGCUGGCAUUCCUAACCCAUUAAAAAAAGCAAACACUCCUAUAGAAUAUCUUAUUUUAAAUAUAUAUACUGUAUGUAUACAUAUUAAAACAUCAAAAUAUGUUCUGCUGUUACAUCCCCUCGAACCUGCGUCCUAGAAUAUCCCUCUGUAUAUUUAAGUGCGAAGUGGAGAAUAUUUAUUUCCUGAACAUGUGUGUUUUUUGGGGUGCCGGGAAAGGGAAUUAACUUCUUUUUUAAUGUAAAGACAGCUCUGUAUAAAUAAUAAUAAUAAUAAUAAUAAUAAUAAUAAUAAUAAUAAUAAUAAUAAUAAUUGUUCAAUGCCUUCACAACUCUCCCAGGUUGCUAUCUCUCUCUUUUACGUAGAUGUUCUUCAAUGUACGAAGCAAAAUAAGUCCCUCUUGGUGUGUGGUUUUCCCCUUUUUAUUAUGUGUUAACAGACCUUGCCGUCGUUUUAACUCUUCAUCCUUUCAUCCUGUGCGUCUUUCUCUGUAUGUUUUUUCUUCUGUUCUUGCAUGUGGAAAUAAAAACACACCAUAAGAAUAUUCCAAUAAUAAAAGAAGCGUUAGUUGCAAACUGUCAAAA